UCCAAAUUGAAAUGUUGAGGUUAUUGAAUUCACAUUUCUAAAUUGGGAGGAAUGCGCAAGCUAUAGAAGCCUAACCCAUCAAAGUUCUAACUUGAUUGUUAAUUGGGCAAAAGUUAGAUAGGACUCAGAUGGAUGUACAGAAUCUUUCUUGGUUUUCUGUGGUGAUUGGCUGUGUGAUUGUAUAUCUCUUGUUGAAGAGACUAAGGAAUGAUAAUUCCAAGCCUUUUCUUCCCCCUGGACCUCCACCUUUGCCAUUAGUAGGAAAUCUCCUUCAAUUGGGAGGAGGAAAAGCCACUGAAGUUCUGCUGGCACUUUCUCAGCAAUAUGGCCCACUUAUGACUCUCCGUCUAGGCAUGAAAACAGUGAUGGUAGUCUCCUCUCCUGCCAUGGCGAAAGAGGUUCUCAAAACCCAGGAUCACAAUCUGGCUGGCAGAUGGGUUUUACAAGCAGCCAAGACUCUUGAUCAGCACAAAUCCUCAAUAGGCUGGGCUGAUCACGGUCCUCACUGGAAGAAGCUGAGGCGUAUUGCAGGUACCGAGCUCAUGACAUCAAAGAGACUGCAAGCUCUGCAGCAUCUCAGGAGAGAGGAGAUUUUCAGAACCAUUCGGUUGAUUUUUGAGGAGAAGGGAAAAAGUGUGAAUAUUGCACAUAUAGUGUUUUAUAUCGGUCUCAAUCUGUUAGGCAACAUGGUCUUCAGUUCAAGCGUGUUCGAUCCCAGCAAUCCGGAGUCUGUGGAGUUCAAGGAUGCUUUUUCCCUGUCAAUGAAGCUCGCAGGAACACCAAAUGUUGCUGACUUUUUCCCAUUUCUUGCUUUUCUGGAUCCUCAGCGCCUGUGCCAUCAGAUGGCCAUAAAUUUUAAAAAGGUGCACAAGUUUUUAGACGUGUAUAUACAGGAUCGCCUUGCCAAGAGAAGCAAAAACGUUGAGCAGAGCGGAGAUGCAAACAAAGAUUUUCUAGACGUAUUACUGGAUUCCAGUGGCACUGAUUUGACCAUUACUGACAUCAGAGCCCUAAUUUUUGAAUUGUUCAUGGCCGGUAGCGACACCACAGCUACAACGAUAGAAUGGGCUAUGGCAGAACUUAUUCGGAAUCCAGAUAUAAUGAAACGGGUCCAACAAGAAUUGGAAGAGGUGGUUGGUCUUAAUAGAAAAGUAGAGGAAACUGACAUUGAUCAGUUACCAUACCUUCAUGCAGUAGUGAAAGAAGUGUUCCGCUUGCACCCACCCAUUCCACUUCUGGUCCCACACAAAGCUGAAAAAUCCUGCGAGGUAGCAGGCUACACAAUACCCAAGGACAGCCAAAUCAUUGUGAACGUGUGGGCAAUUGGGAGGGAUCCUUCCAUCUGGGAAGAGCCUUCGAGAUUUAUUCCAGAGAGAUUUCUGGAGGGUGAGAAGAGUAAGAUGGAGUACAAGGGGCACGAUUUUGAACUGCUGCCAUUUGGAGCAGGAAGAAGAAUAUGUGUGGGACUUCCUUUGGCUCAUCGAAUGGUUCAUCUGGUUUUGGCUUCGCUUGCUCACUCCUUCGACUGGAUGCUAUCUGAUGGGAUGCCUUCCUACAAGCUUGAUAUGAGUGAUGACCUUGGAGCUGCAUUGAAGAAGGCUGUAGAAUUACAGGCCAUUGCCAUACCACGCCUCCCCCAUAACUUGUAUUAAUACAAUUUUUUUUGCCCAUAGCUUUUAUUAGUAUAUACCUUUUUUUUUCAGGCUACUCCAUAUCUACCACUAGAUUGUUGUGUUGUUAGCUAGUUUUACUUGCUAACUUUUAAAUUAUUAGUGUGUUUUCUUUGUAAGAGCAGCAGCUCUAUCUUAUGUAUGUAAGUUCUGUUGUAA
Molecule: messenger RNA, 1829 nt
Organism: Cryptomeria japonica (Japanese cedar)
Lineage: Eukaryota; Viridiplantae; Streptophyta; Pinopsida; Cupressales; Cupressaceae
Product: geraniol 8-hydroxylase
Exons: 2
Coding region: 129-1652 (507 amino acids)
Molecular function (GO): monooxygenase activity; heme binding; iron ion binding
Source: RefSeq, a predicted model, not a curated record